Molecule: messenger RNA, 2853 nt
Organism: Telopea speciosissima
Lineage: Eukaryota; Viridiplantae; Streptophyta; Magnoliopsida; Proteales; Proteaceae
Product: elongation factor 2
Exons: 4
Coding region: 113-2644 (843 amino acids)
Biological process (GO): translational elongation
Cellular component (GO): ribonucleoprotein complex; cytosol
Molecular function (GO): GTPase activity; ribosome binding; translation elongation factor activity
Source: RefSeq, a predicted model, not a curated record
GUAGCCAAGGCAAUUGAGAGAUCUUUUCGCUCUCAUUCUUGGCUCUGCUCGUCCGAGAACCUACUACUUCUAUAUCUUCGUUUUUGGGGGUUACUAACUAAGAGCAGUCAAAAUGGUGAAGUUUACAGCAGAAGGGCUUCGCAGGAUUAUGGACCUAAAACAUAAUAUUCGUAAUAUGUCUGUGAUUGCACAUGUGGAUCAUGGGAAGUCUACGCUUACGGAUUCUCUUGUAGCAGCCGCUGGAAUUAUUGCACAAGAAGUUGCAGGAGAUGUUCGGAUGACUGAUACCCGCGCAGAUGAGGCAGAGCGUGGUAUCACUAUUAAGUCGACUGGUAUUUCUCUGUACUAUGAAAUGUCAGAUGAAUCUCUGAAGAGCUACAAGGGAGAACGUUCUGGGAAUGAGUAUCUGAUCAAUCUGAUUGAUUCCCCUGGACACGUUGACUUCUCAUCUGAGGUUACAGCUGCUCUUCGUAUUACUGAUGGUGCACUCGUGGUGGUGGAUUGUGUUGAGGGAGUUUGUGUACAAACUGAGACUGUGCUGAGACAGGCCCUUGGUGAGAGGAUUAGGCCCGUCUUGACUGUAAAUAAGAUGGACAGGUGCUUCCUUGAGCUUCAGGUUGAUGGAGAAGAGGCUUAUCAGACCUUUCAAAGGGUCAUUGAGAAUGCUAAUGUGAUUAUGGCCACAUAUGAGGAUCCACUUCUUGGGGAUGUCCAGGUUUACCCUGAGAAAGGUACAGUUGCCUUUUCUGCUGGUCUGCACGGUUGGGCCUUCACCUUGACCAACUUUGCCAAGAUGUAUGCAUCCAAGUUUGGUGUAGAUGAGUCCAAGAUGAUGGAGAGGCUCUGGGGUGAGAACUACUUCGAUCCUGCUACCAAGAAAUGGACCAGCAAGAGCACUGGGUCACCCACAUGCAAGAGGGGUUUCGUUCAAUUCUGUUAUGAACCUAUCAAGCAGAUAAUCAAUACUUGCAUGAAUGAUCAGAAAGACAAGUUGUGGCCAAUGUUGCAGAAGCUUGGUGUGACGAUGAAGUCUGAUGAGAAAGACCUGGUUGGGAAAGCUUUGAUGAAGCGUGUUAUGCAGACCUGGCUCCCAGCUAGCAGUGCACUACUUGAAAUGAUGAUCUUUCACCUUCCUUCACCUUCCAAGGCUCAGAGAUAUCGUGUCGAGAACUUGUAUGAAGGUCCCAUGGAUGAUAUUUAUGCGAAUGCUAUCAGAAACUGUGAUCCUGAGGGGCCUCUUAUGCUUUAUGUGUCCAAAAUGAUUCCGGCCUCUGACAAGGGUAGGUUCUUUGCUUUUGGUCGUGUCUUUGCUGGAAAGGUCUCCACUGGUUUGAAGGUUAGAAUUAUGGGACCAAACUAUGUCCCUGGACAGAAGAAGGACUUGUAUGUCAAGAGUGUGCAGAGAACUGUUAUUUGGAUGGGAAAGAGGCAAGAAUCGGUUGAGGAUGUGCCGUGUGGUAACACUGUGGCAUUGGUUGGUCUUGACCAGUUCAUUACCAAGAAUGCAACGCUGACAAAUGAGAAGGAAGUUGAUGCUCAUCCAAUUCGUGCUAUGAAGUUCUCCGUCUCACCCGUUGUGCGUGUGGCUGUACAAUGUAAGGUUGCCUCAGAUCUUCCAAAACUUGUUGAAGGUCUAAAACGUUUGGCCAAGUCGGAUCCUAUGGUGGUGUGUACAAUAGAGGAGUCUGGUGAGCACAUCAUAGCCGGUGCUGGUGAGCUUCACCUUGAGAUCUGUUUGAAGGAUUUGCAAGAAGACUUUAUGGGUGGUGCUGAGAUUAUUCAGUCUGAUCCUGUUGUUUCUUUUCGUGAGACUGUCAUCGAGAAGUCAUCCCGGACGGUGAUGAGCAAGUCACCCAACAAGCACAACCGGCUGUACAUGGAGGCCAGACCCCUGGAGGAAGGGCUUGCAGAGGCUAUUGAUGAGGGGCGUAUUGGUCCAAGGGAUGAUCCUAAGGUUCGUUCAAAGAUUUUGGCUGAGGAGUUUGGGUGGGACAAGGAUCUUGCGAAGAAGAUCUGGUGUUUCGGGCCCGAGACAACUGGACCAAACAUGGUCGUUGAUAUGUGUAAGGGAGUACAGUAUCUGAAUGAAAUCAAGGAUUCGGUUGUUGCUGGUUUCCAGUGGGCUUCAAAGGAGGGAGCAUUGGCUGAAGAGAACAUGAGAGGUAUCUGCUUUGAGGUUUGUGAUGUGGUGUUGCAUGCUGAUGCUAUCCACAGAGGAGGUGGUCAGAUCAUUCCUACUGCUAGGAGGGUCAUCUAUGCUUCACAAAUCACUGCCAAACCUAGGCUUCUGGAACCAGUCUACUUGGUCGAGAUCCAGGCACCGGAGCAGGCACUUGGUGGUAUCUAUGGUGUUCUGAAUCAGAAGCGUGGUCAUGUCUUCGAGGAAUUGCAGAGACCAGGUACCCCUCUUUACAACAUCAAGGCUUACCUCCCUGUCGUUGAGUCAUUCGGGUUCUCAAGUACGCUCAGGGCUGCAACCUCGGGGCAGGCCUUCCCCCAGUGUGUGUUUGAUCACUGGGAUGCCAUGUCUUCUGAUCCAUUGGAGUCUGGGAGCCAAGCUGCACAGCUGGUUGCUGAUAUUAGGAAGAGGAAAGGUUUGAAGGAGCAGAUGACUCCACUCUCUGAGUUCGAGGACAAGCUAUAAGUUUGUCAAACCAUUGUCUUAUUGUAAGUUGAGCCAUCAAUGGAGAGAUGACUCCGAGCAGCAAAAUAUAGACUUUUUUGGGACAAAUAUAUUUAUGUUUUUUUUUUUCCGUCGAGUUUUCUGGGCAAAUGUGGUAAUCUCAUUUUUCUUGUAGGUUCUGUGGUUGUAAAACAGUUGUGAUUUUGUUACUGUAUUACGUAUUUGGUUUA